GUUACUAUGGAUACUUUCCUCUAUGAAGUUCCGGGUAUGAAACUGUUCUCGUUUCCAGUGAGAUAGGCACGUUUAAAUAUGACGUAUUCUAACCGCGAUAUUAGAAAGAUUGAACAUUUUUACGCCAUUGGAGAAUCGGUAAAAUGAAUCGGGCGAACGAAAGAGUUUUGAAACGACGGAGCAAUCCGGAAGUUUCGCGUAGAAACGACUCGAGCAGCAGCGAGGAAUCUUCGUCGGUUACCGAGAGCACCGAGUAUUCACCAUAUGUGCAAAACACCAGCACGCCUCUUAGACCUAGAUGGACAAAUUCCGAAGAGAUCAAUAGAUUUCGACGAGGAAAAGGAGAAAUCAACGACGCAGAAGAGGUGUCAUCCGACAAAAGGGGAUCGAAAAAGUUUCAGAGACGCAAAGAGCAUGUUGAUCGCAAAAGGUAUCAGGACAAUCGUGAAAGGGUCGUUGAAAGGCAGAGAGGAGGACACGACCGACGUAAUAAACGAAGACACGAUAGGCGUUCUGAAGACGCUGCUACUAAAAGACGAAAGGAAACAUCCAGUUCAGAGUCAUCGGACAAAAAUUAUAAUGAAAGCGACUUGGAACGAUCGAAACGAAAAAAACAAGAUUUAGUAGGAGAUAAUGAAUUGCCUAUUACGGAAAUCUUAAGGAGGUCGCAAGAAAAUGCGCGAACAAAAUACGAGCAUCAGGCGCCACUGCCUGUGUUAACCACGGAUAAAGUUUACGUACAGCACAGAGGUGGUUUUAGUGCAAUGAAAAUUAAUCAAACAAAAGGUUUUCCUAGUGACAAGAAAACUGAAAGGACAAGUAGCGUUGAUAUUCGUAACGAAGAAAAUUCUCCGCCUAUAAAGGUGGCCGUUAUGCUUCAACAAUUUUGGAAAAAUACAGGUCUUUUGUAUCAAGGCCUUUUAGGCGGUAUGGCGCUUACUCAUUUCAUCAUGUUGCACGUAUUUUUUAGUAAUUCUAUAGAAUUCAUCGCAAAAUACUCACCAUUUUGCGAGAUUUAUACAAACAUCUUUUCCUUUCUUAUUGCCAUGUGCGUCGUUUCAACGUUCGAUAAGUUUGAUUUGGCACGAUUCGACGUGGAGCAUUUGCGCGAGCUAUAUUUCGACUAUAACAAAGCAGUGAUCGCAGUUCCUUUGUAUCUCGUCGUUUUCUGUCUUCAUCAAAUCGGCGCAGGGACCGACGAUCAAUUAAAUUUGAUACAUUAUUACAAUUCCAAUCAUACCGUAUGGGAAAACGUCUCCAAUGUUCAGUCCCUUCUGGACGAUUUAAAUAGUUGGCAGAGGAUAUCCAUGUCGAAAGAUUUACUUGCAGUGUUCGCCUGGCUGUUUGUUUCCCUUGGUACUAAAGACGAUUCGUUUCUGACUUACCUACAGUCGAUGGAGAAGUACGCGGACGAUAUCGAGUCUUCCAGACGGUAAACGAAUCAAAGUUUCUUCGGAAAAGAAGAAACCUCUCUUAAUUUGGAAUAUCAUAUUUGGCUGAGGAACUGUGACGUGUGCGAUUUCAAUGUUUAUUCGUAACAGAAUAGGGUCUGAUAUGUACAAUAUUUAUAAAGUUCUAAAUUCUAACAGACAGUACACGUACAUGAAAUACCAAUGAAGACAAUAACAUUGAGAAUAAAAUAA
Messenger RNA from Bombus pascuorum, 1643 nucleotides. RefSeq lists its product as uncharacterized. The coding region runs from base 144 to 1436 and encodes 430 amino acids. The transcript has 5 exons. The record is from RefSeq and is a predicted model, not a curated record. Gene Ontology annotation, biological process: cilium assembly. Gene Ontology annotation, cellular component: ciliary transition zone. Lineage: Eukaryota; Metazoa; Arthropoda; Insecta; Hymenoptera; Apidae.